Cladocopium goreaui is the source of this 472-nucleotide messenger RNA. The record is from the annotation of a GenBank genome assembly. Lineage: Eukaryota; Dinophyceae; Suessiales; Symbiodiniaceae.
AUGUCCAACGAGAAGAGGGUAAAGCUGAUGCAACUGGCGAAGAAACACAAGUUCUUCGUGGUGGCCGAUGAAGCCUAUCAGCUGUUGAACUUCGAGAAACUCGAUAUCAAGCCGCUUUUCUACCACGAUGACCCGGAGGAUCCGCGGGUGUUUUCCAUCGGCACCUUCUCCAAGCUCAUCGGCCCUGGAACCAAGGUGGGUUGGGUCCAAGCCCACAAUUCCUUGCUGAAGCCGUUGACAAACGUUGGCUUCAUCGACAGCGGCAAUAACCCAGUGAUUUUCUCUUCGAUGAACUUGCUCCACUUCGUCGAGUCAGGUGCUUUGGCCAAGCACAUCGAUGCUGUCUCACAAGAUCUCGGCGAGAGGUGCAAGUUCAUCUGCCAGAAGCUUCGGGAGGUUGGACUGGAGGUCUACCAGCCUAAAGGCGGCUACUUCGUUUGGGUGAAGUCAAAAGGAAAGAUGACAGGGCGUA